This is a messenger RNA of Insectozyma verbasci, 1749 nucleotides long. The record is from the annotation of a GenBank genome assembly. Lineage: Eukaryota; Fungi; Ascomycota; Pichiomycetes; Serinales; Debaryomycetaceae.
AUGUCAGAUGAAUAUCUACAUUCAUCACCACAGAAAGAAGAUCAAUCAAAUAUAGCAAAUAUACAAACUCAAACACCAGCAUCGAAGAAAACAGCAGCAACAUCAACUUUACAAAUUAAUAGGACAAUAAGUACAAGUUCAAUAAAACAAAAUCCACCACCAUCAGCAUCCAAGUUUAUAAAUCAAACCACUAAUUUUAGUGGUUGGACUCCACUUAUCAGUAAAUGUUAUAACUCAGAACAAAUUUUAUCUUUUAAUUCAACGCCAAAUGUUUUAAACAAGCAACAACAACAAAUACCUCAAGAAUCAAUUGUUGAUUUGAAUGGUGGAUGUUUUGGCUUAACACCUUUCAUCAAUACUCCAUACGAGAAAAUUUUCCAUCAACAAUUCAAUAAUAUAUGUGAUUUCUAUAUUGAAAGUCCAAUCAAAAAUGGAAAUAAUACAAAUUUACAGACUAUUACACCAUCAAAAUUUAAUUUAAGUUCAGUUGCUAAAAGUAAAUCUAAUAACAGUUCAAUAAAGACAAAAAGAUCAAUUACAUUGGUCGAUACACCACCUCGUAGAGGUGCGAAAUCCAACAAAACUCAUACGGAAGAAGUAAAAGUAAAAGAAGAGAAGGAAGAAGAGGAGGAUGAGAAACAAGAAGAACUAGAGAAAGUGAAAGAAAAUGCUAGUGAAACUCCAUGUAAAUCAAAAUCAACAGUGCUUAGAGAUGUAACAAAUAAUUCCAAUCAAUUUCAAACUCCAGCAAAGCAGAAAUUACAUGCCCCAUCAUCACCAUCAACUAUAAUAAUAUCAUCACCAGUGAAAAACGAUAGUGCAAUAAAAACUAAAAACAUACUUGGUAAUAAUAAUUCAAAACAAGUUCCACCUAGUCCGACACCAGCAAAGAAAGUCAAUUCGGUUUCAAAUGCAGCAAAUAUACCAAUGAUGGGAGUAUUCACCGAGAAGAAAGAAAGCUCAACUACAACUACAACCACAUCAAAACCAAAACCAAAACCUAAGAAGAAAGUAUCACACAAUAAUAAUGAUAAUCAUAGUAAUCACAAUGCUUCAAAUAAUAUUUCAUUUAAUGCUCCUCCUCCAGUAAAUGUAGGUAAAAAUAGAGCUGACAAUAAAGUCAAAAUGCAACAAGGGAUGAGUAAAUUUCAAAUUGUUUUAACUGAUGUCCAUAAUCUAAUGAAUCCACAAAAACCAAAGAAAACCAAACAAAAACAACCACAACAACAACCAUCACAAUCAUCACAUCCACCAGUCCCAACAUUAACACAACAACACUCAAAUCUUGAUUCGAGUAUGAAUACGACGAAAGAUCAUAGUCAUAGUUCAAUUAUAUCAAACAAUGUAAGUCAUAUACAUACGACCCAGUCAUCAUUUGAAGUUUCAUCAACUCCAAAUAAUCAUAAUAAAUUUUUAUUAGAUAAGAUUUCUCCAAAUGAUAAUUCAUUUUAUUCAAAUGUGACAUCAACAUCAAUGGCACCGCCUCAAAAAGUAAAUCACGUUCCACAACAACAAGGUCAACCACAGGUGUAUAUGCCUCAACAACAACCAAUUUACCCUUUUAUGUCUAUGACUAUGUCUACUCCACAACAUCAAAAUAUAAUUUAUAAUAAUAACAUGAGUAAUGUGAUUGAUGGUAGUGGAUUACAUGUAUCUCCUGAUGUUAGUUAUGGAUUUGGUACUCCCGGUUUUAAUUCAAUUUUUAAUUUAGGACUGUAUCUGAAGAAUUUUGACGAUUCAAUAGGAUAG